This is a messenger RNA of Penicillium subrubescens, 963 nucleotides long. RefSeq lists its product as uncharacterized. The record is from RefSeq and is a predicted model, not a curated record. The transcript is spliced from 2 exons. NCBI's taxonomy places the organism in Eukaryota, Fungi, Ascomycota, Eurotiomycetes, Eurotiales, Aspergillaceae. The coding region runs from base 1 to 963 and encodes 320 amino acids.
AUGCUGAUGACUGAAGAAACCUCUGAGCGGAUUUGGUGGCAAUUCCAUAGCCUAUACAAGAGCUUAACUCAGACGGUCCAGCCAGAGAUUUCCUCACCAUCGGCCCUUCGGUUUCCGUUUAUUUACUCUAAGACGGAGGAGUUGGUCUGGCGAUGGGAUCAAUUAAGGCUUUGUGGCCAGAGUAUCGACAUUGCUCUAGAGACAGUCGAAAUACUGGACGACCAACCAAUCAACUGGUCGGACCGAGAUCACCAGUACAUUUCUGGUGAAGGAAGCACCCUCAAAGUCUUACCUCCAGCACAUCUCACCAAUCUGGACUGGGACGGGUACAAGAUUGGAAUUUUCCAAUCACCCACAUCAGUCAGCAGGAAGAUCAUUUUGCUCGGUUAUCGGAGCCAUGGUCCGAUAUUCAAAUUCCCGAGGUUUUUGCAUCCCCAUGGUCAGACUCGAUGGAGGAAAUUUCAGCAGCGUCGCGUUGGCUGGUCGACUGAACUCUGGAUCUCGGAUUGCGUUGUCAUUGAUCGAAUGAGCCCAGAAAAACAAAAACUGGUGAUAUCGGCGUUGCGAUCUAAAGAGAGUUCCGCGAGAGUUUUCAUCUGCAUCGGACUACCAGUCACCACAUUUGGCCCACUGUUCAAUACUAUCGUAUCCACACACAACGGUGGCACAGACUCUUUUGAGCUUUCCAAUGGCUUCAUUUGGGUAGAAGCCUUGUUGGACGUGAAGACGUUCUCGAUGAAAUCAGACACACUCCAGGACCCUAUCCACCAUCCAUUUCUGUACAUGCAGAAGCAAAUGGGCAGCAAGUCAUUAUUGGUAGAGGCAAAACUUACUUUCGAAUUGGCAACCUCGACCCGGAUGAAGACAGCUAUACAGGCUGAGUUGCUUGAAGUGUCCAAUAUUCGCACCACGUCUUCGCACAAACCAAUCACACACGCAGAACCUGAGAGCUUGGUAGUGUGA